CCGCUGAGGGAACGGGCCUAGGCGGCCGGGUUCCGGCGGGAGCGGGCCCCAGGCUAGCGGAGGGGAUCAGCGGCCCCGAGGGAGCGAGCAGGACCCCGCCACGAGCGCGUUUCCGGCCUGGGGCGGAAGCGCGCUUUGACCCCGGAAGUGUCAGGCCGGGGGAGGCGGGGCUGAGCUGUCAGAGCCGGGCUCGCCGGUAACGGACCGGAGCGACCGCUCAGCAAUCUAUUGGUCGGCAGCCUAAUUUUCAUAGGUACUGAGCAUCCAUAACUCCUGUUGACCUCAGCUGGAGUUCUUGAGUUUAGCACCAAGAAAAUCAAGCUGCUGUUUUUUUUAAAGACAGAGAGAUCUCCGCACAAUGCCAGUAUUGCCCUUGGAUGAACUCCAGCUGACAGAAACGGAUCCAAAGACAGGGAAACUGAGGACUUUACCAGCAUUGCAUCCAGAAAUGAAAGCUGAUCGGUCUUUUGUGCUAUAUAAACCACCCCCUAAAGUCAGAGACCCUGCUCUAGUGGAGGAGUUCUUGGAACGAGCAAAGUUCAUUGCAGAUGAUCUGAACUGGCUUCUGGCUUUGCCUCAUGAUAAAUUUUGGUGCCAGGUCAUAUUUGAUGAGACACUUCAGAAAUGCCUGGAUUCAUACCUGUGCCAUGCCCCUCGCAAGUUUGAUGCAUCAUUUGAUUUCCCUCCGGAGGUGAAUGACAUGCAGAAAUGCCUUCAUCAGAGUGUCUUCCUAACCUUCCUCAGAAUGUCCACUCACAAGGAGUCCAAAGAACACUUCAUCACACCCUCUGUUUUUGGAGAAAUUCUUUACAAUAACUUCCUGUUUGACAUCCCUAAGAUUCUGGAUCUGUGUGUGCUCUUUGGGAAAGGAAAUGGCACCUUACUUCAGAAGAUGAUUGAAAACAUCUUCACUCAGCAAUCCAGUUACUUCAGUGACUUGAAUGAAACAGUGCCCACAGUCCUCCAGGUGUUCAACAACGUUCUGCAGGAGUGUGGCUUGCAAUGUCACGGGGCCUCAGCCACGCCCCAGAAAUUGGAAGAAAGAGUCAAAGUGACUCCUAGUGCCAUGCCUCUCCAGGCAUUGAAGGAUAUCGUGCUGUACUUGUGUGACACUUGCACUACCCUUUGGGCCUUUCUUGAUGUCUUUCCCCUGGCCUGUCAGACCUUUCAAAAACAUGACUUCUGUUACAGACUGGCUUCAUUUUAUGAACUCGCAAUUCCUGAACUGGAAUCUGCAAUUAAGAGAAGGACAUGUGAGGAUAAGAGCUUACUGGCUGACUUGUGGAGGAGGCUUUCUCAUUCCAGGAAGAAGGUGGUGGAAAUCUUUCAUAUUCUCAUUAACCAGAUCUGCCUCCAGCCCAUCUUAGAAAGCAGCUAUGAGAAUAUUCAGCCCUUUAUUGAAGAGUUUCUGCAGAUCUUCACCUCAGUGCUUCAGGAGAGGAGGUUUCUUUGUGACUAUGAUGAGCUGUUUCCUGUCGCAGAUGAUGUGAGUCUGCUUCAGCAGGCAUCCUCUGCCUUGGAUGACACCCGGACAGCGUAUAUCCUCCAAGCAGUGGAAAGUGCCUGGGAAGGUGUGGAGAGGAGAAAAACACCAGUCGUUAAAAGCCCACCUCCACCAAUGGUAUCUGAUGGAGCUUCAGCAGUGGUGGAAAAUGCUGCUAAGGACUCAGAAGGGCCUGAUGAUGCAUACAACUUGGAGUAUGAUUGUGCUGGAGCAGCUGCAGCACCCGCUGCCAAGGUCUCGGGGGUGGAGUUGGAUUCUUUGAUCUCUCAAGUGAGAGAUCUGCUGCCUGACCUAGGGGAGGGCUUCAUCUUGGCGUGCCUGGAGGAGCACAGCUACAGUGCAGAGCAGGUGAUAAACAACGUCCUGGAGGACAGGCUGGUGCCAUCGCUGGCCAAACUGGAGCGAACAAUGCCAAGGCAGGUGAAGACAGAACCAACCUCUCUGUUGACUUCUCGAUACAACAUCUUCCAGGAUGAUGAGUUUGAUAUAUUCAGCAGGGACUCAGUGGACAUGUCCCGGGUACAAAAAGGCAGGAGGAAGGACAAGGAUACGACAGAGAGUUUACUGAAUGACAAGCGCCUGAUAGCUGAGCAGAAGGAACGCUACAGCCAGUACAGUGUGAUUGUAGAGGAGGUCCCUGAGCAAGUGGGGGAAGCCCAGUUCUAUAGGGUUGACUACGAGGAUGAAUACGACGACACCUAUGACGGCAACCAGGUGGGGGCGAAUGAUGCUGACUCAGACGAUGAGCUGAUCAGUAGGAGGCCAUUUACCAUCCCUCGAGUCCUGAGACCCAAAGGACAAGAGGAAGAGGAGGAGGAGGAGGAGGAAGUGGAAGAGCCUGAAAAGGAAACAACAAAGCAGGACCAUUUUGUGCAGGACCCAGCAGUGCUGAGGGAGAGAGCUGAAGCCAGACGGAUGACUUACCUUGCAAGGAAAGGGUACAAGCAUGACAACACCUCAGCUGUUGUAGGGAACGCCAAGGGGCAUGGACAGAGCCGGGAUACAGUCCAAGACCGAAGGAAGAAGGAAGCCAACAAAGGGGCAAGAGCUAAUCAUAACCGCCGAGUCAUGGCUGACAGGAAACGGAACAAAGGCAUGAUCCCUUCCUGAGGGAGGGACUCUUAGCCCAAGGCAUUGCAUUGCAUUCAGGCCUUCACUUCUGGGGGCCUCCUGAUCUUCAGGUUAUGGUGCAAUACCCAGCCCUUGGGAGAGCUUUCCAUUUAUGAAUAGGAACUGCCUAUCAGGCAGGCUUGCUGCUGUGCUAGUUGUCAAUGCAGCAGCAGGUCUCUCAGAUGCAUAGGACAGGCUGCAACAGCCAUUCAGUUUUUUUUUUUUUAAACUAUUUGUAACAAUUCUGUGAGAACUUAUAUGAAAAUAAGAAACAUCCCCCCGCCCCAACAACUGCCUGGGGCAUCCAAUCAGCACAGCUAAGAGCACUUAGAAUGAGCACUACAACUGACAGUGAGGUUGGCCUGUGCCGUUAGCUACAGCUGCCCACUCCACCCACACAUGGUGCCUUAUCCUGCAGUAGACUCAUGGCAUGUAUAGAAGCAAAUGCACAACAGGCCAUUCCUCUUGCUGACAAAGCCCUAGGAGUUCAACUGUACGAUGUACUUUAAAUUCCUCUCCCUCGAGCGAGAAAUGUGUAUAAAAACAUGCAGAUAAAGAAUUUGAAUCUUU
Messenger RNA from Mauremys reevesii (Reeves's turtle), 3184 nucleotides. It is a transcript of the gene ASCC2, whose product is annotated as activating signal cointegrator 1 complex subunit 2. The transcript is spliced from 20 exons. Gene Ontology annotation, molecular function: ubiquitin binding. Bases 359 to 2614 code for a protein of 751 amino acids. The record is from RefSeq and is a predicted model, not a curated record. Lineage: Eukaryota; Metazoa; Chordata; Testudines; Geoemydidae. Gene Ontology annotation, biological process: regulation of DNA-templated transcription.